CCUCGUGCGAUUGCAAUCAUGGGAUUUUACUUUAGUACGUUUUGACGUCAGAAUGUCUAUUUAAAAAAAAAAAAAGACCCGCCUUGAUCAUUAGAGGAGCCGUGUCGCUGGUCUGGAGAAAGAUGUUUGAAGCUUAAAGCUCUCUCUCUCUCUCUCUCUCUCUCACUCACUCUUCCCAAUAGUUCUAUUUGUUUUUAUUUUCCUGCCGCCGCGUUUGGAAAUUAAAAUAAUAAUCAGUAAUGUUCACGUUCGCUGCCUUCUGUUACAUGCUUUCCCUCGUCCUCUGCGCUUCCCUCAUCUUCUUCGCCAUCUGGCAUAUUACAGCCUUUGAUGAGCUCCAUGCGGACUUUAAAGUCCCAAUUGAUCAGGGCAAUCCAUUCCAUGCUCGUGAAAGACUUCGGAACAUUGAGCGAAUAUGCUGUCUGCUCCGAAAGCUGGUGCUUCCAGAGUAUUCAAUCCAUGGUCUCUUCUGUAUCAUGUUCAUGUGUGCCCAAGAGUGGCUAACUGUGGGCCUCAACAUCCCUCUGCUUUUCUACAACACAUGGAGGUACUUCCACAGCCCCACAGACACCAAGGAGCUGCUUUACGACCCAGCGAGUGUCAUGGACGAUGACACGCUUAAGUUCUGUCAGAAAGAGGCGUGGUGCAAGAUGUCCUUUUUCGUGCUUUCCUUCUUCUAUUAUCUCUACUGGUGAGUGUCUACCAUUAACACCGCCACUGUAAUGCUGCAACCUGCUCAAGUGACGUCUGAAUAAUGGAAUUUAUUUAAAAAAACUAAACGUGAUUAUUAUUAUACCUUCACUGAUAAAUAUCUGUUUGCUGUAGUAGAAGCUACCUGUAAUAAAUAGCAUGUAGCAUAAGAAAAUAAUUUGUGUCUUUGUGUUUGGGCGUCUUAGUUCCAGUGAAGGGAAUUUAUAAGGCUACAGCAUACAAUAUACGCACAGUAUGUGGUUGCUGAUUGGCUGUAUCUCCCGUCAGUCUGUUUUGCUUUAUGCUUCUAAAUUGCUUUAUAAUCAGCAUCUCUUGGUUUCGCAUAAACGCUGCAGUAUUGAAUUGAGACAUUAUUAUUGUUAUUAUUAUUGUUGUUGUUGUUGUUGUUGUUGUUGUUAUUAUUCCUCCUUUUCUUAUGAAGGUGUUCUUAUGAAUUGUGCAUGAGCUGAAUGUAAUCGUUUUCCGUUCUUGUCUUCCAGUAUGAUCUACAAUUUGGUGACCUCAUAACAGAGCUCUUGGCACAGAGGGGAAAUAUUGGGACUUUCUCAAACGUUGUAGCAUUAAAACUAAUCACUG
This is a messenger RNA of Ictalurus furcatus (blue catfish), 1287 nucleotides long. It is a transcript of the gene cnih3, whose product is annotated as cornichon family AMPA receptor auxiliary protein 3. Gene Ontology annotation, biological process: regulation of AMPA receptor activity; vesicle-mediated transport. The coding region runs from base 240 to 695 and encodes 151 amino acids. The transcript is spliced from 5 exons. Gene Ontology annotation, cellular component: synapse; dendrite. The record is from RefSeq and is a predicted model, not a curated record. NCBI's taxonomy places the organism in Eukaryota, Metazoa, Chordata, Actinopteri, Siluriformes, Ictaluridae.